AUGUGGCGUGUUGUCAAGUCGCUCGACCUCGAGCUUCAAACGGAGACGUCCCGAGUGACACAAGCCGAAGCCGCGUCCACGAGUCACAACGUCGCUCCUCCUACUUCCAGACGUGAAGCAUCCCGAGCAGCUCAUCGACCCGAGAUGACCAAUGUCGGCGUGGUCGUGGUCUCCCACAACGUGUUUGCGAAGCUGCCCUCGUACAAUCCCUUUGUGGGCACGUUCCAUCACGCACCAAGCGCUGGAAACCGCGGUGCUAUCUACUUUUCCAGUGACAUUGUCGACAUGGCCGAGCUCGAAGAGCGCAAGAAGUUCCGCCAUCAUCCGCUCACGGGUAUCUUUCAUUCACUUCCAGGGUACUAUGAUCCGUUGCACAAAUUGGCUUCUUGUCGUCGGGUCAUGACUGCUGAAGGCAUUUACUCCGACACGGAGUCGCUGCGUUCGUUUGUGGCCAUGGAUAUUACGGACAGUGACGACUUUGCGUCGCUGCAGCAACCUUCGCACAUGAAUCGCAUGUACAGUGACUCGCGAUGCAUUCCUGGCGCUGACUUGAUGACGCGUCCGCGUCGCUUUAGCGACGGAGAUGCCGAUCCGUUCUUUAAUGGGAACAAGACAAACUCACCAAACAGCAAGCACGAUAAUGGGGCUGAAUACAGCAACGGGUUUGAUGGCAGUGACGUGGGAGAGGGGGAGUGUGGAGCUCUGGAGCAGAAGGAAACGCAUCGUUCGCUACCGCUGAAUGUUUUGUCCAUUACGGACAAGUAUGAUGUACCACCACCGGUUGGUGGCUUACCCCCUCGUCGACUGCCAUACAAGAAACCCAUGGACUCGGCUGGCUUGGCUUCCACCAAAACGGAAAGCGGGGGAGUGUCAUCGAUCCGAUCACUCUUUGCUCCGAGCUAUGGCCGCACGGAGCUCAGCAAGUCGGCGGGCUACGCAGAGAUGACGGACGGUUUUAUAUCGACGGGUAAAGGCAUUUUCAGGAAAGUUGGCUUACGCUCAUCACAAUCGGAGCGAAUGAAUGUUAAGGUCAAGGGCAAAAAGGGUAGUGAACCUGCCGAGUUGAAAUUGCAGCGCAUUGUCAGCGAGGACAACGAUGGUGACGAUGUAAAUGACGAGUACACCCAGGCUGCCCCUCGCAUUCCUGCAAAUCCAUUUGUAGCCAGGCGCUUGAACGAUGGUGACGAGCUUCGUAUCAUGGCGAUCCACCGCACAGGAAUACGCGACUCGACGGCUCAAGUUCUGAACAAUGAUGACCACGGCAGCGACAGUGAGGAUGAGUACAACCAACCGAAACCCUAUUUUAUCCACGAGAAAGCUGUCACGGAACAGUAUGAAUUGGUUGGUGAAGACCAGUUGGGUGAUGGUUCCUACGCUGUUGUAAAACCUGCUAUUCGUCGCGUCAAUGGAAAGGAAGUUGCGAUCAAACAGAUUCACAAGCGCUUCCUGCGCGACGAGGCGGCGAAGAACGCUGUGAGUCGAGAGAUCGAGAUUCAUCUGCGCUUGCGCCAUAAGCACAUUGUUCGGUUGUACGAGGUUUACGAGACGCCUGAUUUUCUUUACCUGGUCAUGGCGAAAGCAACGAAGGGUAAUCUGAAGUCUUUGAUGGAGCGAAAGCGGAUGCUUCCUGAGGCACUCGCUGGCAAGCUUUCACAGCAAAUUGCCCGUGCUGUUGUAUUCUUGCACGAUAUGGGCGUGCUGCAUUGUGAUCUGAAGCCAGACAACAUUUUAUUGAGUGACACCAAGACCGCAAAUCAAGAUAAUGGCGAAAACCCUCCCGUCAUGCGACGCCCAAGCCCUUCAAGGUCAAUUAAGGACCCUCACGCUGACGUCAAGGUUAACGACUACAAUGUCGAGCUGUGUGAUUUCGGACUGUCGGUGAAGGUUCCCGACGUUCGCUUUUUUAAGCUCACGGGCGAUGUCCACAAGGUUCCGUUCACCAAAGUGACGGGUACUUCAGGCUACAUCGCUCCUGAGUUGCUACAGCAGCAGCCGUACGGCAAGCCAGUGGACAUGUGGUCGGUAGGAAUUAUAAUUUUCGAGAUGUUGACCGGAUACCAGCCAUUUUACCCACCGCAUAUGUGUAUCGAAGAAGAUGCUGAUUUCUCGGAUCGUGUGUGGAAGACUAUAAGCGCUGAUGCCAAGGACUUGGUUCAGCGUCUGUUGGAGCGUGACCCGGCAAAGCGGCUUACUGCUGCGGAGGCACUCGCUCACACUUGGUUUGAGUCAGCCAUGUUUGCAAUUUAG
Messenger RNA from Peronospora matthiolae, 2247 nucleotides. The record is from the annotation of a GenBank genome assembly. NCBI's taxonomy places the organism in Eukaryota, Oomycota, Peronosporomycetes, Peronosporales, Peronosporaceae.